Messenger RNA from Aspergillus mulundensis, 2601 nucleotides. RefSeq names its product ankyrin repeat domain-containing protein. Bases 1 to 2601 code for a protein of 866 amino acids. The transcript has 3 exons. The record is from RefSeq and is a predicted model, not a curated record. Gene Ontology annotation, molecular function: protein binding. NCBI's taxonomy places the organism in Eukaryota, Fungi, Ascomycota, Eurotiomycetes, Eurotiales, Aspergillaceae.
AUGGACAAAGAAUCGACUAUUCAGCUGGCCUUCUCGGCCCUGGAGGGAUGCGUUAAUGUCAUCCAUGCGGCGUUCGUUCACCGCAAGGUAGUUGAAGAUGACAAGCUGCAGCAACUAAUCAACGACAUUCGCGGCCUUGCGUCUGUUGUAUGCUCCACUGCACCACUCUGGCAACUUAACUUGGACACCCCGACCUCCCCCGGGAUUGAAGCCGUCCUGCAGUGGCUACCGCCUCUAUACCGUCAAUUAUCGGCCACGCUGAAGCUGUUGGAGAAAAUGCUUCCCCUCCCGAUCGAGCACGUACUAGACGGAUAUGGAAUGGGCGCGAACGUAUUGAAUUGGGAGUUUAUCGCGUGGAAGGUGAACAACUACGAGGCAGCCGUACGAGUGGUGUUGGGUGUGAUGAAGAGCAACUACGAAUGGAAAGAAAUCAACCUCGAAAAACUCAAAGAGCAGGCUAGACGGUACGAGAGUGCGAUGGACGGCCUGGAUAAAAGAGCGGAAACAGGCGAUUUGUUGUUGCAGGAGCUGGUGAAAAUACCUUAUCACCUGGAGGUUCUUGAACGACUUCAGAAAGCUGCUAAGCUGUACACUGUUUCCGUGAAAGACUCGGGCGCUGAGAUUGCUCAUUGCUCCGUAGGAAUCGGGAAACUGAUGGCGAGAAACUACUACGCGGCCGAUAGAAGCCAGGCAGACAUAAUCACUGAGACACCGAGUCAAGGGACGAGUGGACCCCAGCAAGAGAGCGAGGGCUUGCGGAGUGCCCGAAUUGAACCGGCUUGCAACGCCCACGUCCGGCAGAAUGAGGCAAUGCAGCAAGGGACGCCGGACGUUGGCAGUGCGUCCAAGCAAGUGCCAACCACAGACUCUGAGAAAACUAGGACACAGCCUUCUCACGAAAGACCCCGAACACUUCAACAAGCGCACGAAGACACAUUCGUCGACCAAAGAACGCUCAUGAAGAAGAGAAGCCUCGAGAUCCAUCAUCGAUGGCUUGAACAAGAAGACCAAGUGUACGCUGCCAAACGCGAAGCAAUACAACAGAAGCUGGAGGAAUCAGGUUCGUCGCCGGCAAAGCGCAACCCCAAUAGUAGCGGCUUGACCGCAUCUCUGUAUGCCCCAAAAGACGUCGUGUCCGAGCAACCAACACAGGACGCACCUGUGCUCUCUAUGGGUUCGUCUAGAGAAACAUCCACAGACUAUCAACAGAGAGACAGCCUCAAAGCCGUCGACUUUGCGGAAAAGGUUGUGGAUCCACCAAAGACGCAAGAAACGCAGGGUUCGGAAAGUCCUGAGAAGAAUGAAGCUAUUGCGAUUAGUAUGGCUUUUGAGCGUUCUCAAAGUUCCUCGCGAUGCACAAGUUCUGUUGAAUUCGAAACACCGAUCAAAGCCGACUCAGAAGAGUCUUUGUAUCGUCUGAGCCCAUCGAAACAGCAGAGCCUCGUGCUACGGCGGACGAUUGAGAAGAAGAUCGCGAAUGCCAAUGCUUCAACAGCUGCUCCGCCAUCGCCACUGUUACCAAGUCCUGCAAGGAGCGAACAGGGCGUGGAAGACGAGGAAAAAGAGGCAUUAUCCCUGAUGAGUGAGCACGAGCAGGUCGCCCGCGUCUUGCGGUUGUUAAAGGAGCCAAACCUUUCCCACGCAGCGAAGACUCUGGGCAGGAUCAUCUCUCUUAGAAGGCUCAGCCUUACGUCCAGGCUUGUACUCGCCGAGGGCUUUUACAAAGCUGCGUGUUAUGAUCGAGUAAUACCGUUGCUCCAGGUACCCUUGACCGUGCUUCAGGAUGCCCCGCUUGCUGCAGCUCGCAUUGACCAUCUCCUGGCAAAAACACACUUCAGUCUGGGUGCAUUCACCCCUGCCAUCAACUGUUGCAAGGUUAGCAUGGACAGAAAGAAGAAGCAGUUAGGCAGCAAGCACCCUUCUUUUCUCGAAUCAGUGGAGUUGUUGGCCCAGCUGUUGCGAGCAACUGAGAAUCCGAGCGAGGCAGAAGCUCUGCGACGUCAGCACUUCACACCCGAGCAGUGCAACUUCCUUCGGCACAUUGACGACCUGGAAGCUGCUUUCAACUGGAGGAAACAAGAGUCGCGCGAUCCCAAGUACAAGCUGAUGUUGAUGUCUUUUGUCGCACCCGCGAAAACCAGCGUUCUUGAUCAACUCGGUUUGUGUGAAGAAUGGGGGUUCCAUACCACUGUGCUGGGAUUUCAUUCCGGCACAAGCCUGCUCAGCCUGCUCAGGAGUGCGGGCGAGAGCGACAAACUGAUGUUGCUAUUUCUAAGGGGAAAUGUUACAGUCGGUCUUCCAUCUGGACAGACGCGCCAAACCCUCGAUACACUUCUGCAGCGUGCUGUUUCCGCGAAUCAAGCUGAGCGGGUGGAGAACCUGCUUGACGCCGGUGCAGACAUUGAAACUGAAAGCGACGCAAUGACUUCCCUCCACUCGGCCGCAAAGUCGGGCUACUCUGAUAUUGUGAACCUUCUCGUUGAUCGGGGCGCGAACAUUGAUGCUAGAACAGGGGAUGAUCAAUCAGCGUUGGCGCUCGCAGAAGCCAACGGACAUCGAAAGAUCGUGGAAUACCUUGCCAUCAAAGGGGCUAAGAAGUAA